Messenger RNA from Phyllostomus discolor (pale spear-nosed bat), 1900 nucleotides. It is a transcript of the gene CCL20, whose product is annotated as C-C motif chemokine ligand 20. The transcript has 3 exons. Lineage: Eukaryota; Metazoa; Chordata; Mammalia; Chiroptera; Phyllostomidae. Gene Ontology annotation, cellular component: extracellular region. The record is from RefSeq and is a predicted model, not a curated record. Gene Ontology annotation, biological process: cellular response to tumor necrosis factor; G protein-coupled receptor signaling pathway; lymphocyte chemotaxis. Bases 1026 to 1322 code for a protein of 98 amino acids. Gene Ontology annotation, molecular function: CCR chemokine receptor binding; chemokine activity.
UGACAAUUGUUUUAUUGAUUAACCACUGAUGAUAGUCUUCUUCAUUUUCAACCCUUCUGGAGUUUGGGUUGAGUCAAUGGCCACAUUAGCACAAGGAGUUUAGGGCAGGUGGGAUUACUUGCUGGGCUGUCAUAUUGGUUAGAGUCCUGCAAAUGAAGCAGAGUCUGAGAAGAGUUGAUACAAAAUAAAGAGGAAGCUGAGACCUGAGCCCCUUUUAAAAAAAAUCCUCACUUGAGAAUCAAUGUUUAUUGAUUUUAGAGAGAGAAGAAGGAAGGGAGAGUGGGAAAUAUCAAUCCCAUAUGCCACAUGGGACAGAACCCACAGCCUAGGUAUGUGCCUGGAUUGGGAAUUGAACCCACAACCUUUGGGUAUAUAGAAUGAUGCUCCAGCCAACUUAGCCACCUGGGCAGGGUGAGGCUUGAGUGUUUCUUAAGGGUUGGUACUUUCCACAAAAGUUGGAGACAAUUCUACAGCAUUGUUAUGUUACCUGAUCUGAAAGGUAGCCUGGAAAUUCAAGGUCUUUGGUGACAGCUGAGCACAAGCUAGCAAUUGUAAAUGGUUCUUGGGUAUGUCUGGAAUCCUCCCCCUCUCCGAUUGGCUUUGGAAAGCAAACAGAGUAUAACAAUAGGAGUUCUGGAAUGUUCCUUCGUGGGGCUGACCUUUGUAUUACUGCUAAGCCAUGUCCUCUCUUUUCAGAGAUAAGAGACUAAGUUAAAACUGGAUGGGAAGCUUUGAAGGAUGUGACAGGAUUUUCCCCUCUCCUCCCCUUUCCCACUUUGACCUUCACACUUUCCCAACAAGAAGAGGAAGGCAGGAAGUUUUCCCUGUGGGUUUUUUCUUUGUGACGACAUGAUGGGGCAGGUCCAUCGAUGGGGAAAACCCCGUGGGAGAACACGCCUUUUGUGUACAUUCCCAAUAUUUGCUAUAAGUAGUGCCAUCUGAGUCUCAGGUCGCUACCAGAGCUUAGCAACUCUCCCAGGGCUCCGGGUACUCAGCACUGUGCACAGCUGUCCUGUGAGCUGAAAAUGAUGAGCAGUAGCAAGUGUUUGCUCGUGGCUGCUUUGAUGUCACUGCUGCUACUCCACCUCUGCAGCCAGUCAGAAGCAGCAAGGGCCUUUGACUGCUGCCUGCGGUAUACGCAUCGCGUACUUCGUACCAGAAAUAUCAAGGGCUUCUCGAGACAGCACGCCAAUGAAGCUUGUGACAUCGAUGCAAUCAUCUUCUACACAAGCAAAGGAUGGGCUGUGUGUGCAGAUCCAAAGAAGAAGUGGGUGACGCAUGCCAUUCACGUCAUCAGGUAUGAUACCGUCACGACCUACUAGCCUCUCUGCAAAUGUGUGGGGCAAGAGCGAUGGACAGAGUGGUGGAUCCUGGGCUCGCUGGGAUGUUUUAGCCUAAGCACGGUGGAAGUUUGAAAAUGGAAAUUGGAGUUGGACCAUCCAAACAAAAAUUCAAUUGUUUCCACCUACAAAACUUUUUUAUUUUUGAAAAUUUAAUUUUUCACAUGAUGUAUUCGAUUCCUCUCUGCAUUUGAUAUUCACGAGCUGUUUGAUUCUUGUGGCAGAAAUGUCUCCUGUUUAUAUAAUUUGCAGACUUCACGACAUUUGUUUGUUAAAAACUGAGAAAUAAACAGUGAGAAAGAGAACAGUGGUUCUGAUUUACACUGACGAUAACAGAGAGUCACAUCUUAUCAACAGAUAGAAGCCCUCUAACACCAGGGUGCUAUAGACACAGAAUUCGAAGACACAAUGCAAGUGUUCACAUCCAGUUUCUGUCAUUAGCUCACUGAGUUUUGGUGGGCAGGGCUCUUCCUCCCUGAACCUUGGUGUCCUCAUCUGCACUCAGGGCUGCUUCGCAUCCUGAGAUGAGAACAGGGAAUGAGAGGCCAUCAUGAGGCAUG